UUCCCGGCCUCGACUGACACUUCGGAGGCGGGCCGGAGCCGGUGAAAGCGGGAGGCUGGAGCCGGCUGCCCGGCGGGACGGAGGCGGCAGCGGCGGCGGCGCUGCUGAAGGCAGCUUCGGGCCUGCUGUGCGGCGCUUCGCCUCAUCGGCUGCCUCCGCGCGGGCUUGCAAGCCAAUGAGGGCCCGGACCCCGGCCCUCGCUGCCUCAGGAGCUGCCGGGAGCCCCCCGUGCCGUCCGCCGGCCCGAGGAGGGGCGGGUCGCCUGGACCCCCAUGCGGCGGCUCCAGGAGAAGUUCAGAAGAUUCAUGAAUCAUCCAGCUCCAGCAAACAGUCGUUAUAAACCUACUUGCUAUGAGCAUGCUGCUAACUGUUACACUCACGCAUUUCUUAUUUGCCCAGCCAUUGUUGGUAGUGCCCUCCUUCAUCGACUCUCUGAGGAUCAGUGGGAAAAGAUAACAGCAUGGAUGUAUGGAGUUGGUCUGUGUGCACUUUUCAUCGUUUCAACAGUGUUUCAUAUUAUUUCUUGGAAAAAAAGUCAUUUAAGGACAAUGGAGCAUUGUUUUCACAUGUGUGACCGAAUGAUGAUCUAUAUCUUCAUUGCAGCAUCGUAUGCACCAUGGUUAAAUCUUCGUGAACUUGGACCUCUGGCAUCUCAUAUGCGUUGGUUUAUCUGGCUAAUGGCUGCUGGAGGAGCUUUUUAUGUAUUUCUCUACCAUGAAAAGUAUAAAAUUGUGGAGCUCUUCUUCUAUUUAGCAAUGGGAUUUUCUCCUGCUCUAGUGGUAACUUCCAUGAACAACACCGAUGGGCUUCAAGAACUUGCCUGGGGAGGCUUAAUUUAUUGCAUGGGAGUGAUCUUCUUCAAGAGUGAUGGAAUAAUUCCAUUUGCCCAUGCCAUCUGGCAUCUGUUUGUUGCCACGGCAGCUGCAGUUCAUUAUUACGCUAUUUGGAAGUAUCUUUACAGAAGUCCUGCAGAUAUCAUCCUUCAGUUAUGAUAUUAAAUACAAAGACAGACACAUCUGCAACAACAAUAUGCCUUUGACUCAGUAUUACUUAGGGAAAAAACAUUCUGGGGAAAUGUGGGGAGGGGGACUGCACAGGGAAAAAUGCACUGACUUCGAUCGUUUUCACCUUUACUGUGAACUUAAGGGACAAAAAUGUUUUGUAGAAUUACAGUUUGUAUAGCAAGUGCUGGAGAAUGUAGUUCUCUAAGCACUUUCCUAGGAAAGCCCCAACUGAAAUAAAUAGGACUUGUGCAAGAAUAUAGCCCUCCUGUUCAUUUCAGUGUGGCUUGCACAGAAGUGUGUCCUUUUCAUAUUGCAUCCACCGUGAAGAUGUGGAGGCUAAAUCUAACCAGUAAACUUUAGGGCAUUUAAGUCCAUUUAAGCCCAACUUGGGAUUGUGGUUCAAACCAACAUGCUGCAUUAUUAAAUAUCCAUUCCACAUUAACAAGCUACAGUUAUGUGAAAAAUGGGUGGUAUCCUGAUGUUUACAAAUUCUUUUUUUAAUGUAUGUCAUAAGUUUAACUUCUGCAUCUUUAAAUGAUGUAAACUUUUGAACUGUAGAAGUUUAUGUGAUAGCAAAGCCACAUUUUUAAAAUUGCUUCUAUCACUUUUCACAAAUAAUUUCAUAAAAUACAAAUCAUGGGCAGAUAGGCUUUAGUUCUCCCUUCCCAAAUCUGAUGAACCAGUGUGACUUUUAUAAGAUUUUUUUUAAAAAAAAAAUUAAAAGAACAUAGCUGUUUUUUUGCAAAAACCAAAAAAAUGGCUACAUUCCACGUAUUGUCCUGACAGAUAAUAUUUCUUCCGGGGUUUUCAUUUUAAAAAAUGUGAUUGAUAAUAAUUUCCAAAACUGGCUUUGCCAAUCUAACCUGAAAAACCUCUACCCUCUGUGGUAAACUGAAUUGCCUGGGUGGAGUAUAUUUAAGGAUACAACUAGUGCUACCUAAUACAGUGCCAUUUCUAGAGGAAUUUGCAGGUAUCUAUGUGAAAGCAUUCUGAACAUUUUAGUUAGAAAGGUGACCAGCAAUUAACAGCUGUAACAUUUAAAUGACUCUAAAGCAUCAGUAAUUUUGUAGAUUCAUAAGACAUUUGGUGCUCAAGUAGAGGUUAUAGUGCAACCCUGUGCCUGUUUACUCAGAAAUAAGUCUCACUGUAUUCAUGAGGUUUACUCCCUAGUGAUUUUAAGACUCUGUCCUUACAGUAUUCAAGAUUACUAGUUUGGGCCAGUUGCUCUGGCUGGAUGUAACCUCGCUACUGUACUUUUGCCAUUUCUGAAAACUAAAGAGUUGCUGAUAAACUUUUGAAUAUUAAUAGUGAGUGGUUCACUAUAACACCCAAAUGGCCUUUAAGGAAGAGAAACUUAGAAGACUUGCUAUGUCUCCUCAGUCUGGGAUUUAAAGUACCAAAACUACAAAAGUAUCUUUUUUUUAGUAGUUGGGAUGAUAAAGAAUGGUUGCAGUUUGGUUGUGUGAUGCGUUUAUUAAAUGACAAGAUGUUAGAAUUUUCAUUGUGAUGGUCAGUGUCCAGUUACUGUAGUGUGUCCCACUGUACUAUAAAUGUCUUAUAUUAAGAUUGAAUUUAUUCUUUUUGUAACUUGCUCUUUUUCAUGUAAGUGUUUAAAAAAAAAACUAAAAUGAAACAUGUUGCCUUUUUCAGAUUUUACUCUGGAUAUUUUACCUGUGAAACAAUAGACCUAAACUAUAAAUAUGUCAGGGAAGGGUUGUCCCCCCCAUCCUUCAGUAGUUACGUAAUCUCUUCAAAAUUUGCCAGUUGGUUGUAGCAUAGCUUCUAGAAUUGGAUGCCUUUGUAUACAAUUUUUAGGCAGGGAUGGAUGCUCUGAAGGAACCUGGUUUCGAUGCAGUAUUAGCUAAUGACUAUAACAUUGUAUCUCAUCAGGACUCACUUCCAAAGCUGUUCAGAGUGUAAAUGUGUCUAUAGGGCUCUGAAUAAAUGGUAGUUGUGUCACUCUUUAUCAGCAUGGCAAACAUUUUAUAUACGCAGUUGGAAAAGAAUUGAAGAGCCUUACAAGAAAUUCCCACAUAGCUAUUGGAAUCCAAGGGUUGGAGCAGAACUUGCUUAACUUUCUGAGUAGCAUUUCAGAAAAAACAUCAGAGUACUAAAACAUUUACUAUGUCAGUCCUGAAUUAUCUGAAUGACAUAGCUCUGUCUUUUUUAUUUUCUUAACUGAUGUUUCUGACUCUAAAUAUUUUCACUUUAUGUGAGUUCUUUUAAUCAAAUGUAGUACUGUUAAAACCACUAAAAUGUGUCUAAUGCUCUGCUUUUGUCAAAACUAGUUCUAAAUAAUUCUGCUGCCUUCAUGGUAACUUUUAAUGUGCUUGUUUUAAGGGUGAAAAGUGUUGAGAUUGAAAACAACUGAACAUGCCCUCCCGCAAAUUCAAUCUAGCCCCUGAAGGUUAAAUGUACUAGAUAAAUGCAAAUAAACAUUUUGUGCAAUUUGAA
Messenger RNA from Python bivittatus (Burmese python), 3458 nucleotides. RefSeq names its product monocyte to macrophage differentiation associated (gene MMD). Lineage: Eukaryota; Metazoa; Chordata; Lepidosauria; Squamata; Pythonidae. Gene Ontology annotation, molecular function: pore-forming activity. The record is from RefSeq and is a predicted model, not a curated record. Gene Ontology annotation, cellular component: membrane.